UGGCCUUUUAGGGCUUCCUCACGAGUCAAACACUGGUGACGCGCCCACCUGAACACCGUUCCUCGUCUUCCAGCUUCCAGCGUUGAGGAACGAUCGCAGAGAGCCAGAGACGCAAUACUCUAUUCCUGACAAGAGACAGAAAGCAAUGGAAAAGAAAAAAGAACAAAUUAAGGUUGUGAAUAAGCUGUUGAUGAACUUAUUAGGAAUCUGUUGAUUGCGAAUCAUUUGAUUCCAAGUCGAAAAAAUGAAGCGAUUUGUAUACAUUAAUGAUGAUGAAUCGCCAACAAGAGAACUUUUCUGUGAUAAUCGCAUAUCAAACAGAAAAUAUACCUUAUUGAAUUUUCUCCCCAAAAAUUUGUGGGAGCAGUUCAGCCGGUUCAUGAACCAGUAUUUCUUAUUGAUUGCUUGCCUUCAGCUAUGGUCACUUAUUACUCCAGUAAACCCUGCCAGUACUUGGGGUCCGCUUAUUUUUAUAUUUGCAGUAUCAGCAACCAAAGAAGCUUGGGACGAUUAUAAUAGAUAUCUCUCAGACAAGAAAGCAAAUGAGAAAGAAGUGUGGGUUGUUUGGCAGGGCACUAAAAAACAUAUUCAAGCACAGGAAAUAUGUGUUGGUAACAUAGUGUGGCUUCGUGAAAAUGAUGAAGUUCCAUGUGAUCUUGUUUUGAUUGGUACCUCGGAUCAUCAAGGUGUCUGCUAUGUGGAGACAGCUGCCUUGGACGGUGAAACUGAUCUGAAGACCAGGGUAAUACCCUCUGCUUGCAUGGGGAUAGAUUCUGAGUUGUUGCACAAAAUCAAGGGUGUUAUUGAAUGUCCAAAUCCAGAUAAGGACAUUAGGCGAUUUGAUGCAAAUUUGCGUUUGUUUCCUCCAUUUAUUGAUAAUGAUGUUUGCCCUUUGACCAUAAAAAACACAAUUCUUCAGUCAUGCUACUUGCGAAAUACAGAAUGGGUUUGUGGUGUGGCUGUCUACACAGGCAAUGAAACUAAGUUGGGUAUGAGUAGGGGUAUUCCUGAACCUAAGCUUACAGCUAUGGAUGCCAUGAUUGACAAACUAACUGGAGCUAUUUUUGUGUUCCAGUUAGUGGUAGUUAUUGUUCUAGGUAUAGCUGGGAAUGUGUGGAAGGACACAGAAGCAAGAAAGAAAUGGUAUGUCCUAUAUCCAAAUGAAGGUCCAUGGUACGAACUACUGGUUAUCCCUCUAAGAUUUGAGUUACUAUGUUCCAUCAUGAUACCCAUAUCUAUUAAGGUAUCUCUGGAUCUUGUGAAGAGCUUAUAUGCAAAAUUUAUUGAUUGGGAUGCUGAGAUGAUUGAUCAUGAAACUGGCUGUUCAUCCCAUGCAACAAACACAGCAAUUAGUGAGGACCUGGGACAAGUUGAGUACAUUUUGACUGACAAAACUGGAACUCUCACUGAGAAUAAAAUGGUGUUUAGAAGAUGCUGUAUCAAUGGCAUUUUCUAUGGGAAUGAGAGUGGGAAUGCUUUGAAAGAUGCCCGGCUGAUCAAUGCUGUUGCUAGUGGAUCUCCUGAUGUUAUUCGGUUUCUUACAGUUAUGGCAAUAUGUAAUACUGUUAUACCUGUCCAAAGCAAAAUUGGAGCAAUCUUAUACAAAGCACAGUCUCAGGAUGAGGAUGCUCUUGUUCAAGCAGCUGCUAAGUUGAAUAUGGUUUUUGUCAAUAAAAGUGGAAACGUUCUUGAGAUCAGAUUUAAUGCUUCUGUAUUUCAUUAUGAGGUGUUGGAGACUCUGGAGUUCACUUCUGACAGGAAAAGGAUGUCAGUUGUGGUCAGAGAUUGCCAAACUAGAAAGAUCAUCCUUUUAUCAAAAGGAGCGGAUGAAGCAAUUCUUCCUUAUGCUGCUGCAGGACGACAAACAAGAACAUUUAGUGAAGCUGUAGAACAGUAUGCCCAAUUGGGGCUGCGGACAUUAUGCCUGGCCUGGCGGGAAUUAAAAGAGGAUGAAUAUAAUGAGUGGCAUUUGAUGUUUAGAGAGGCCAGUAGUACGUUGGUUGAUAGGGAGUGGAGAAUAGCUGAAGUCUGCCAGAGAUUAGAACAUGAUCUUGAAGUUCUUGGAGUUACUGCAAUAGAAGAUCGCCUGCAGGAUGGUGUUCCAGAAACAAUUGAAACACUUAGGAAAGCAGGAAUAAAUUUUUGGAUGUUAACUGGAGAUAAGCAGAAUACUGCCAUACAAAUUGCUCUUUCAUGCAAUUUUAUUUCACCAGAGCCAAAAGGUCAACUUCUAUUAAUUGACGGCAAAACUGAAGAUGAAAUUUCUAGAAGUUUGGAGAGAGUUUUACUUACAAUGAGGAUAACAACUUCGGAACCAAAGGAUGUGGCAUUUGUUGUUGAUGGCUGGGCCCUGGAAAUCUUAUUGAAGCAUUAUCGAAAAGCUUUUACUGAAUUGGCAAUAUUGUCAAGGACUGCAAUAUGUUGUCGCGUCACGCCAUCACAAAAAGCUCAGCUUGUGGAGCUCUUGAAAUCAUGUGACUAUAGAACACUGGCUAUUGGAGAUGGUGGAAAUGAUGUGAGAAUGAUACAACAAGCUGAUAUUGGAGUUGGCAUUAGUGGGAGAGAAGGACUGCAAGCAGCACGAGCGGCUGAUUAUAGUAUUGGAAAGUUCAGGUUUCUGAAAAGACUGAUACUAGUCCAUGGGCGGUAUUCAUAUAACCGAACAGCAUUUCUGUCUCAAUAUUCUUUUUAUAAAUCCCUACUGAUAUGUUUCAUACAAAUCUUUUUUUCUUUUAUUUCAGGUGUUUCUGGGACCAGUCUUUUCAAUUCUGUUAGCUUGAUGGCUUAUAACGUUUUCUAUACUAGCAUACCUGUUCUAGUUAGUGUACUUGACAAAGAUCUUAGUGAAGAAACGGUAAUGCAGCAUCCUCAAAUUCUAUUCUAUUGCCAAGCAGGAAGGCUUCUUAACCCAAGCACGUUUGCAGGAUGGUUUGGUCGAUCUCUGUUCCAUGCAUUUGUUGUAUUUAUAAUCAGUAUAAAUGCGUAUGCCUAUGAAAAAAGUGAAAUGGAGGAGGUUGCAAUGGUGGCACUUUCUGGAUGUAUAUGGUUGCAGGCUUUUGUUGUAACAUUAGAGACCAACUCCUUUACAAUAUUACAACAUCUAGCCAUAUGGGGCAACUUAAUUGCAUUUUAUGCAAUCAACUGGAUUGUUAGUGCUAUUCCAUCGUCAGGGAUGUAUAUGAUAAUGUUCCGGCUAUGCACGCAACCAUCUUACUGGAUAACUGUAUUUCUCGUAGUUGCAGCGGGAAUGGGUCCAAUACUAGCUCUGAAGUAUUUCCGCUACACAUAUAGACCCAGUAAAAUAAACACACUCCAGCAGGCUGAACGUUUGGGUGGACCAAUACUGUCUCUGGGAAAUAUCGAGCCACAACCAAGAUCAUUGGAGAAAGAAGUUUCUCCAUUAUCAAUUACUCAAACCAAGAACAGAAGUUCGGUUUACGAACCUCUAUUAUUAGAUUCUCCAAACACUAGAAGAUCCUUCGGAUCAGGAACUCCGUUUGAUUUCUUUCAGUCUCCAUCCAGAUUGUCUUCUUCGAGCUACUCAAGAAAUUGCAAGGAUAACUGAGCUCUACCUCUUGUUAAUUGGCAUGCAAAGAAGUGUAUAGGCGGCAUAGUUGAUUGGUACAAGUCCUUUAUAGUUCUGCAUUUUGCUGAAUAGUUGUCUUAGGAUUGUAAAGGAUGCAACUUUUUUCCGUCCCUUACAAUUUAUUUACACUUAAUGACCACUUCCAAUUUUUUUUUUCCCUUACUCAGAACAAUUGUAAUAUGUAUAUCUUUAAAAAUGUGUUGAGCACAAAUAGGAAGGCUUUGAAUAAAUUAACCAUGUGUUCAUUCA
Messenger RNA from Manihot esculenta (cassava), 3835 nucleotides. RefSeq names its product phospholipid-transporting ATPase 2. Gene Ontology annotation, biological process: phospholipid translocation. The transcript is spliced from 25 exons. NCBI's taxonomy places the organism in Eukaryota, Viridiplantae, Streptophyta, Magnoliopsida, Malpighiales, Euphorbiaceae. Bases 245 to 3565 code for a protein of 1106 amino acids. The record is from RefSeq and is a predicted model, not a curated record. Gene Ontology annotation, cellular component: plasma membrane. Gene Ontology annotation, molecular function: ATP hydrolysis activity; magnesium ion binding; ATP binding.